Messenger RNA from Durio zibethinus, 1142 nucleotides. RefSeq lists its product as uncharacterized. The record is from RefSeq and is a predicted model, not a curated record. Lineage: Eukaryota; Viridiplantae; Streptophyta; Magnoliopsida; Malvales; Malvaceae.
UGUACCAAAGACAGACUGACAGAGUGCAAGAGCGCCAGCGAGGCAGACAAAGUCGGGAAAAGCAAAAAAGGCAGAAAAAAAAAAAGGGGAUGAGAGGAAUUGGAGGGCCUUUGCUUACCAUAGGGGAUCUGCUAAGCGACGUGGGGGAAGAAUACGGUGCCGCACCAGACCACCACCACCACGAUGAUGCCACUCUUCCAUCACUAUCAUCAUCAUCAUCGUCAAUUCUUGAUUCAAAUGAUGCCCCUCAAACCUUGGACCUCACCAGACUCUUUCAGGUAAACUACGAGAAAUUGAGCGAGGCACUUGCUGGUUCGGACCACUCAUGGACAGCUCUAACUUUAAAGUUAUGUGCUGCUCUGGAAACUGCAAACCAGUUGGUUCAGUCCAACGGCAUAAAUGUUAGAUUGCUGUCAGAGAAGGUUGCUGAAGUUGAGAAAAUUGUCAAGAGGGGAGAUUCUGCAAUUACAGCAGCCAGAACCAUCUCAAUCUCUCUAAACCAAAAAGGAGGUUCAUCUGUUGGUGGUCUAACCAAAGAACAAUCCAGGUCUCAUCAAGAAUAUAAGAUGUCAUAGUGGUGGUGUUACUUUUUGGAAGCAUUAUAGCUUGGAAAAGGGUCCCGAAAGCAAUCCUGGAAGAAGAGAAUCCAAUCAUUUUUAAAUGAACUUUUGUAGGUAUGCACUGUGCAUUUGCUCUAACAAAGUUUGGUUUCUUUUUGUAGAUAAUGCCAGUAUUUUCAAUUUGGGUAAAACCUGCUAAACAACAAACGUUUAAAUGGAGAUGCAUAGUUUAUGGCAUGCAUACCACUGCUUGGGACAAUGCACUUUUUGUUUUUUCAAUUUUACACUAGAACUUAUUGAUAUAGGUCAAGUUACAUUACCAUGGGUAUUGCAAGCGAUCCAUGUAAAAUUGAAUGAUCUUUUUUGCUUGAAUAUAUUUGGGAUAUUGUUGCCUCGUGCUGCCUUGCCUCGUUUCAUCAAACUUUCAAACAAUUUAGGGUCCAGAAAAACCUUUGAACAUUUUAAUGUAGUAGGAUAUGUUGCCUGUUACUAUGUUCGAGGAAGAUAGAUGUAUUAUUAUCAUGCCAAAUGUUGCCAAAUUGAUAUUAUUCAUGGCAGAUAGUUGCAAGUUUAAAUCAACAU